This is a messenger RNA of Humulus lupulus (European hop), 3347 nucleotides long. RefSeq lists its product as uncharacterized. The transcript is spliced from 6 exons. The record is from RefSeq and is a predicted model, not a curated record. Bases 365 to 3223 code for a protein of 952 amino acids. Lineage: Eukaryota; Viridiplantae; Streptophyta; Magnoliopsida; Rosales; Cannabaceae.
CUUUUGUCCUUCAUUUAUUGCUUGAACUUAUAAGCCUCUCUCACUCUUCUACUAUAUACACAGUGAGAAUCUUUCCCUCCCCUCUCUCUAUCUCUCUUAAAUGUUGGAUGAAGAAAAGGGUAUCAAAAAAUUUCCAUUUUGAUAAGUGGGGUUCAGAUCGUCUGUGAAUUUUAAUUGUUGGGUUAUCUUUGUCUUUGAAGCUUACUCUCAGAAAGUUUUGGUGCGUUUAUGGGAGAUAGAGACGAGUUAGCUGGCAUUGAUCCCUGAUUUCACACAAAUGUUGCUAGUUGAACAGAAUGUGUGUCUAAUUGCCUCUACUGCGAUAGAUAAAUGUUAAAAUAGCCUUGUUUCUGCUUCAAUAAAGAUGGGGUUUGACAAAGAAGGUUCAAAAAAUGGAGCCGGUUAUGUUGGUGGUUUCUUUCAUCUCUUUGACUGGACUGCAAAAUCGCGGAAAAAGUUGUUCUCAAACAAGUUGGAUUUACCAGAGCAAUCAAAGCAGGGAAAGAAAAGUGAUGAGAACUUGCCAACAACUCGGCUAUCAUUGGUAGAUGAAGAUGAAACUGGAGUAGGGACAAGCUUCAAAUGCAGUAGUGAGUACAGUGGUGCUUCAUCAGUUACGGAUGAAGACGGAUAUGGAAGUAGAGCUCCUAGUGUAGUAGCCAGGCUAAUGGGGUUGGACUCUUUGCCUACUUCCAAUUUUCAAGAGCCCUACUCUACACCGUAUUUUGAUACUCAGUCUCUUCAAGAUGCUCAUUACCACAGAAGAAAUUUUGAAUAUUACCAGGACAAUCAGAUGAUGUUUUCUGGAAACAUGCUUAGAAAGGAUGAUGGCAAAAAUUCCAGGGAUUUAGUUGAGUCGAAUCCCAAGAAGACACCAAGCAGGCCAAUUGAGAAGUUCCAAACUGAAGUUUUACCCCGUAAAUCUGCUAAGUCAAUUCCAGUUACGCAUCAUAAACUUUUGUCUCCUAUCAAGAGUCCUGGGUUUGUUUCAAGUAAUAAUAUGGCUCACAUAAUGGAAGCUGCAGCAAAAAUUAUUGGACCUCAAGCUACCACCAAAGCCAAAAUGCCACUGAUAGGAUCUUCUUCCAUACCCUUGAAGGUUCACGCUCUUAAAGAAAAGGUGGAGGCCACACAAAAAGUUCCUUUUCUUGGUUCUUCAUCGGCAACCAUGAAAGUACAAAACCUAAAACAGAAAGUGGAAGCUGCCCAUAGAACAUCCAGGCUUGCUGAAGUAUCUCAAAGGCCAGUUGAGUCAAAUGCUGCCAAGUAUCUUAAGGGACAAUCCAUGAACAAGAGCUGGAAUGGAACUGUUGAUACUUCUUUCAAGAUGUCCUCUGAUAAAGAAGAAGGUUCUUCUGGCCUAAAGAAUAAAGGAAAGUCUAUUUCACUUGCUAUACAAGCAAAGGUCAACGUUCAGAAAAGAGAAGGUCUCAACUUAAAUAGCUCUAGGAAUGAAGUGCCCCCGAGACAACAGAGUGAGCACAAGUCAAGUCCCACCUUUCGAAGCCAACAGAAUACUCAAAAGAAUUUGAAUAAGAAAUCUUCUUCACAAAAUCCUUCAAGUGUUCUAAGGCAAAAUAAUCAGAAACAGAACUGUCUAAUUGAUAAAGACAAUUCACUUUCAAAGCCACUGGUUUCAAACUCACAGGGUAGGAAACUACUGUCCCGCGAUUCUUAUUCUGUGCAUCAAAAAGGAUCGAGUAGAAGUAGUGGGAGCUCAAAAUUAGGAUCCAGGAAGUCAAGCUUGACAGUAGAAGGUGAAAAGGAACUUCCUUAUUCUAACAAUAGAAAUGUCCCUCGAAAGAAAAGGUCAAUAGAUGGGGACCUUCAUUUCAAUAAAAAUCAGAUUGAUGACAAAAGUUUGAAUGCCAAAAACCAGAAGCCAGUAAAAUCCAAUUCUGCCACUGAUGGUUGCCACAAUUGGGCAGAAGAUAGCCGAAGGAAGGGCAUGGAUGUUGUUUCUUUUACAUUCACUGCCCCACUUACAAGAACAGUGCCUGGUUCUGAGAUCUCUGGUCAGCUUGGACAGAGAAAAAAUAGUUAUUCUGGGGACCAUCAAGUUAAAAGGAUGUUGCUUGAUUCAGAGAAUAUGAAAUUAUCUUCGUUGGGAUACAAUGUCAUAGGAGGUGAUGCUUUGAGUAUGCUUUUGGAAGAAAAGUUAAGGGAGCUAACUUUUGGACUCGAGUCUUCUAGCCGUGACUCUGUCAAGGGAGUGUCAGUUUCAAGUUCUGGGUCACAUUUAGAAAAUGAGAUAUCAACACCAAAGAUAAAUGAGCAAAAGGAUCAACAGUUAUUGGUCGAUGACAAAUUUGGUGGCCAAUUUGACUUUCAAUUUUCAACCAGUCGUCCUCCUAUGUCUAGUUUUAAACCGAAAUUUCAGGGGGAUGGUGAGAUGGAUGAUUAUAGAAGCAAUCACUUAGAACCUGGGAAGUUGCACAAUGGCCGCCGGCAUCCUAGUCCUGUGACUCCAGUCUCUAUCCUGGAAUCUUCAUUUUCAAAUGAAAGUUGCAACUCUUCGAUUACUACAGAUAGUAAUAGUACAGAAGUAUUUUCAGGGAGCAAGCUGUGCUCAUCUGUUCAAGCUCAAGAAGCUAGUAGUUUGAGUUUUUUGAAGAAGUUCCACCCACUAGAAGCUGAUACGGAGCUGUCAGAUUCAGCCUCUUCUACCUCAACUGGUAGUUUAACCAAAAAGCGUGCAGCCACAUUGAUCAUGACAGAUCUUUCGAAAACAACAGAGUGGGAACUAGAAUAUGUGAGGAAGAUAUUGUGUAACAUAGAGUCAAUGUUUAAUGACUUUGCGAUGGGCCGUUCGCGUGAUCUUAUUAACCCUCGUCUAUUCAAUGUUUUGGAGAAUAGAAAAGGACCAUUGGACCGUGAUGGUUGUGAGUCUAAGAUGAGAAGGAAGGUGUUGUUCGAUUGUGUUGGUGAAUGCUUGGACUUGAGAUACAGGUGUUGUUUGGGCGGAGGAUACAGAAUGUGGGUGAAAGGAGUGGGAAUGGUGAGAAGAAAGGAAUGGCUGGCUGAAGAAGUAUACAAGGAAAUUUCAGGUUGGGAAAGCAUGGGAGAUUCAAUGGUAGAUGAGCUUGUGGACAAGGACAUGAGCAGCCAAUAUGGAAGGUGGCUAGACUUUGAAGUUGACGAAUUUGAAUUGGCAGUGGAGGUUGAAGCUCAAAUAUGUGAUUCAUUGAUUGAUGAAAUAGUUGCUGAUAUGUUACAAUUUUAGUGCCUUGGUUAUUUGCUAUUCUUAUUCCAACAAGCGUAGGCUCAUUUUGCUCUCUUGCGGAUCUUGUAAGUUUUGGAUUCUUGAUUUGUAAUUCUGAGUUAUUAAUGAUCUUUGUGAUUAAAUU